Messenger RNA from Spea bombifrons (plains spadefoot toad), 2317 nucleotides. It is a transcript of the gene RASGRP3, whose product is annotated as RAS guanyl releasing protein 3. NCBI's taxonomy places the organism in Eukaryota, Metazoa, Chordata, Amphibia, Anura, Pelobatidae. The transcript has 16 exons. Gene Ontology annotation, cellular component: plasma membrane. The record is from RefSeq and is a predicted model, not a curated record. Gene Ontology annotation, molecular function: guanyl-nucleotide exchange factor activity; calcium ion binding. Bases 186 to 2273 code for a protein of 695 amino acids. Gene Ontology annotation, biological process: positive regulation of GTPase activity; Ras protein signal transduction.
AAGCUCAAAGGAAACAGCUGCUCAUUUCAUGCACAAGCACUUGGCAUCCGAACAAGUAAUGGGGAUGUUUGUAGAAUACCUCUGCAGCGAGAAUUACACACUAGUGAGAAUUGACUAAGAUAUCCUGCAUGCAUCACAAAAGCAUCUCCAUUAUAAUGUUCUGGAUCUUUGAUGAUUGAGCAAAAAUGGGUUCUACUGCCUUCAGGAAAGCAGCUACACUGGAUGAACUUUUAUACACGUGCAUUGACCUGUUUGAUGAGAAAGGUGAACUCAACAAUGACAAUGUUUUGCCAAGAACUGUCUUGUUAAUGCAUCGUUGGUAUCUGUCUUCUACUGAGCUUGCUGGCAAACUUCUCUCAAUUUAUCGUGAUGCCAGUGGAGAGCACUGCAAUGACCUACGUCUAAAGACCUGCUACUUUAUGAGAUACUGGAUUUUGGAAUUCCCAGCAGAGUUUAAUUUGGAUUUGGGUUUAGUUCGUCUGACGGAGGAGUUCAGAGAACUAGCAAGUCAGCUGGGAUACGAAGAACACAUCCACCUUAUAGACAUUUCCAGCAUCCCAUCGUAUGACUGGAUGCGACGAGUCACGCAGAGGAAGAAAACAUCAAAGAAAGGGAAGGUUUGCCUUCUGUUUGACCAUCUGGAGCCCAUCGAGCUUGCAGAGCAUCUAACGUUUCUGGAAUAUAAGGCUUUCAGAAGGAUAUCUUUUAUAGACUACCAAAGCUAUGUUAUCCACGGAUGCUUGGAGAACAAUCCAACUUUGGAAAGGUCCAUCGCUCUGUUCAAUGGAAUCUCUAAAUGGGUGCAGAUUAUGGUCCUCAGUAAGCCUACUCCGCAUCAAAGGGCAGAAGUUAUUACCAAGUAUAUUAACGUAGCUCAGAAAUUGCUUGACUUACAGAAUUUUAAUACACUGAUGUCUGUUGUUGGAGGACUGAGCCAUAGUUCCAUAUCACGUCUCAAAGAUACUCACUCACACCUCUGUACAGAGGUCAUAAAGAUCUGGAAUGAAAUGACUGAGCUGGUCUCAUCCAAUGGAAACUACUGUAAUUAUCGCAAAGCCUUUGCAGAGUGUGAAGGAUUUAAAAUCCCUAUAUUAGGUGUUCAUUUAAAAGACUUGAUAGCUGUGCAUGUUGUCUUUCCUGACUGGGUAAAUGAAAAUAAAGUGAAUGUCGUCAAGAUGCAUCAGUUAUAUGUAACACUAAAUGAACUGGUGUCACUUCAGAGUGCUUCUCAUCACUUAGAUACGAAUAUGGAUUUAAUUAAUCUCCUAACGCUAUCACUUGACUUGUAUCACACAGAAGAUGAUAUUUAUAAGCUUUCGUUAAUGCUUGAACCAAGGAAUCCAAAAUCGCCAACCUCCCCAACAACUCCUAACAAACCUGUUGUACCACUUGACUGGGCAUCAGGAGUGACAACAAAGCCUGAUCCUACAAUUAUUAACAAGCAUAUACGCAAAUUAGUUGAGUCUGUUUUUAGAAAUUAUGAUCAUGAUCACGAUGGAUAUAUUUCUCAAGAGGACUUUGAAAGCAUAGCUGCUAACUUUCCCUUCCUGGAUUCUUUCUGCGUUCUAGACAAAGAUCAAGAUGGCCUUAUCAGCAAAGAAGAAAUGAUGGCAUAUUUUCUGAGGGCCAAAUCUCAGUUUCACUGUAAAAUGGGGCCUGGAUUUAUUCACAACUUUCAAGAGAUGACAUAUCUGAAACCAACUUUCUGCGAACACUGCGCUGGAUUUCUCUGGGGUAUAAUAAAACAAGGAUACAAGUGCAAAGAUUGUGGUGCCAAUUGCCACAAGCAGUGCAAGGACUUGUUAGUAUUAGCCUGCAGGAAACUCUCCCGAGGAACUUCUAUUGGAAGCAGUCAUGGUUCCCUUCCGAGCAGUCCUUCUCUAGCCCCAGCCCAAGAUGAUGUUUUUGAAUUCCCGCCUGCUGGGAAUCAGGAUCUUGAUGGACGAGCUAUAACUUUAGUAACAGGUUCCUCAAGAAAAAUUUCAGUGCGUCUGCAACGUGCAACCACAAGUCAGGCAACACAGACAGAUCCAUUGUGGUCUGACUCUGGCUGGAGUGACACUGGAUCGCAUACGUUUCCUAAGAUGAAAUGCAAGUUUUAUGGCAAGUCUAACAAGAAUAAAGGAUUUGCCAAAUGGGAAAAUGAAAAAUCAAACACGCAUGCCAAUAUGGACAUUAUGGAAGUACAAACCAUGGAACAUAUCCUCGAUCAGAACACAACAGAAGCCAUAGAGGAACUAAAUUAUCCUGAGGUGAAUAAUGUAUAUCUGUAAAAAAAACACUUCUAUAUCACUUGAUAAGUUUGGUCUGGCACACA